Molecule: messenger RNA, 3160 nt
Organism: Vanessa atalanta (red admiral)
Lineage: Eukaryota; Metazoa; Arthropoda; Insecta; Lepidoptera; Nymphalidae
Product: angiopoietin-related protein 2
Exons: 8
Coding region: 187-2358 (723 amino acids)
Source: RefSeq, a predicted model, not a curated record
UGGACUGAGUGCAAGCAAAUAGUAGUGAAAGCCUUCGCUUUCAUCGUAGUGGGGCGAGCGGCCGCCGGUGGCGUUGUAGAGCGAGGCACAACAAAAGUGAAGGUGGUUGGAAGCGAGUAGCUCACGGUGAGUCGGUAACUCGCUAGCGUGACUGUAGGUCGUGUCGCGUUCGUGCCCGGUCCCGUGAUGUACAGGUGGUGGUUGGUGGUGGUGCUGGCAGCGGGCGCAGCGGCGGCGGGAACCCGUCUGCCGCGGACUUCGCCGCCCGCGCCUGCGCCCGCGCCCUCUCCCGCAACUCGUUUGCCCCAGAGGAACUUUACUAUUUCUUCCCGUUCUUCGGUUAGAAACAGGGAACAAUACAUUUUUAACGUAUUCGAGGUCAUCGUUAGUACCUUAGAAACGAAACUUCAAAGAAUUGAAAACUUGGAUAAAGCAGUUGAACACCUAAUGAGAAGAGUUGAGGCACUGGAUUCACGAGUUAACGAUAAUAUUCAUAAAACUGAUGCCAUUAUAUCUAAAUUGGGUAAUUUAGAUCUAAAGCUAUUUAGUCAACUAGCACAAAGUGGAGAAGAAACUGCUACUGAAAAUAACAACAGGAAAACUAAUGAUAAUAAACUAAGUAAUGCACAAAUGCUCGAUAAGAAGCUAGAAUCGUUAGAUCAAAAAGUUUCUGAUAUUGACACGAAAUUAGUAGGCUUGAAAACCCAAAUAGACAAUAAUUUCUUACCCGUCGACGACAUCAACGCCGAAGCGAGCGAAAAGAAGCCAAUCAAUCUUAAUGUUAUAGAAAUAGCAAAAAGCUUGAACACAGAAGUGAUUAAUGAAAUUACUAAAGAAGUCGAUCAAUUGAGAUCAUCAAUGUCCACAGUAGAUCGUAAAUUACAAUUUCAUAUAAAUCUCGUGUCUGAAAAUUUAGGAAAAGUCCUAUAUAUGAUGGCUGAUGUACACGCCGCGAUAGUGGAACCUGAAGCUGCUUCGAUAAAUGUAAAUAAUAUAUUUAAAAAUCGUACUGUUACAAGUACUGCGUCGCCAGUAAUGAAAUCCAGUAAAAUCGAUACCCUCGUCAACAAAAUCAUUCCGAUGAUGAGCGUUUCUGAAAAAAUGGACGAAGUAUGGGAUGUGGUCGUCGGAACAAAGAGUUCUGUAGACGAUCUGGUACCCAAAUCAGAUGAACUUCUGACGCAAACUCAGAGGCAGGAACGAGCUAUUGGGCAGAUUCAUAAUGACUUACGCCUUAAAACAAAUCUCAUUAUUGAAAAUCUGGACAUGGUAGAAAAACGUCUUAAGAAACAGGAGGACGACGUAGCAACUUUAGCUCAACGGCCAGUACCAGCUGAAUUACUGUUGGAUCCAACAAUAGACAGACUUGUUGAAUAUGCACCAAACAGGUACAGAGUGGAGGAGCCCUCAACGGAUCCGAUCACUACGGUUGCAUACACUACCCCUACGACUGUCAUCGGAAACAACAGCCCGAGCAGUCCGAGCAAUUCGAGCGCAAGUCCUACGAGUGCCACUGUAACAGUGACACCGACAAGCACUGGCAGUAGCGCAGGCCCCACCAGUCCUAGACCCACGAGCCGCAAAGGCGGAAUCAUCUUUCCGAGUGUGAAGAACAAACCCAUCAUCGGCAAUAACACAUUCGCUUCCGAAAUUGUCGCCAACUACAAAGACGUUAAAGGCUACUCGUGCGUCGAUCUCUUCAACGCCGGGAUGCGAGAGUCGGGCGUUUACUACCUGCAGAUAAGAGGCACCACAUACUGGUUCUUGAAAGUGUUUUGUGAACAGAAUGUCGCUGACGGAGGGUGGACGGUAAUUCACCGACGGGAUGACUUCGGUGUUCCGGCUGAAAAUUUCAAUCGUGAUUGGAGCGACUAUAAGAACGGCUUCGGUGACCCCGGCAAAGAGUUCUGGCUUGGCAACGAAAACAUAUACAUGCUAACCAACAACGAUGACUACAUGCUCAGAGUCGAACUUGAGGACUUCGAUGGUAACAAACGGUACGCGCAGUAUUCGCACUUCAAGAUCUAUUCUGAAGCGGAAUACUAUAAGCUUGAAAUAGACGGCUACGAGGGUAACGCUGGCGAUUCUCUAAAUGAUCCGUGGUACGGGUCCAACAACAGCCCCUUCUCUACUUACAACCGGGACAAUGACAGGUCUUCGUUAAACUGUGCUUCUAUGCUAAAAGGCGGUUGGUGGUGGAAAUCCUGCGGCCGUGGUCUCAACGGCCUCUACCUUCAUGACCCUCAGGAUCUGACAGCACGACAAGGUAUUGUGUGGUUCCGCUGGCGAGGUUGGGACUACACUCUCAAGCGAGCGUCUAUGAUGAUCAAACCCAAAGGCUUACAACCCAACACAUGAAGCCCUGGACAAAUUCCCGCGAUUUUAUUUUAUUAUGUCUCUGUUCAAUUGUUACGUGGAUUCUGGACCUGUCUAACCGACUGUUUGUUAAAAAUCAACGAUAACAACAUUCUAAUCGCGUGUAAAAGUUUUAAUUAGCCGUGGUAAAAUGUAUCGCAACGAUUACUAGUAACAUCAAACCGAAGAUUUUAACAAAAAAAAAGUAUUGAAGUGUAUAUUCAAUUAUUUGUUCUUGAUAUUAAUGUUGUGGUUUUUAUUAUGCUAUGAAACUGUUACAUUUUUAAUCAUAUCGGUUGUAAGCCUCGCGUUACAAAGAUGAGUACUGAAUCCACGUAAUGACCCAAAAAAAACAGAAGGCGGCUCAUCGCUCAAUUCGGUAUAUAAUUCCGUUCUCCUAAUGUUAUUUCUGUAAAUAAUUCCCUUAAAAUCAUCUCCCUCCCGUCACGGCAUUGCCUUCGUCAUUAUUGAUUAUAUCGACUUUUUGUAUAUAACAGAUUGUAUUCAUAAUAUCUUAAACGUCGUGCCACACAGCCCUAAUUCAUUAAUUUAUUAUUCAUAACUUGAUACAUUAAAUUUUCGUUAAUUAGCUUUAUAAUUUUAGAUUGUAGAAUAAAAUUAAGGUGUAAAUAAAUAUGUAUAACUAUAAAUUGAAAAAUAAGCUAUAAACAAGAUGACAGUUGAACUGAUUUUAUAAUCUUUCUUCUCUUCGUUCCGAUUUAACGGGGCAUAUAUUUAUAAUUGAACUUACGUCAUAUUAUUAUAUAUCUAUAUAAUAUUAUUAUAUAGAUAUUUUUUUUUUAAA